Molecule: messenger RNA, 1871 nt
Organism: Nicotiana tabacum (common tobacco)
Lineage: Eukaryota; Viridiplantae; Streptophyta; Magnoliopsida; Solanales; Solanaceae
Product: wax ester synthase/diacylglycerol acyltransferase 11-like
Biological process (GO): triglyceride biosynthetic process
Cellular component (GO): plasma membrane
Molecular function (GO): diacylglycerol O-acyltransferase activity
Source: RefSeq, a predicted model, not a curated record
ACAAAAAAGUCACAGAAUCAAGUAAUAGUACACACAUUAAAACUUAUUCAGAGUUCCCAUAUUCUCUUCUCUUUGACAUCAAACUAUAAGCAAAAACAAUGGAGUCACCAGUCACAGGAUUAAGAUGCAGAACAACAGGACCAUCAUUUCUAAAGCCAAUAGAUACAAAGAGGAAAGCCAUUGAAGAGUACGAUAUGGUGCCUGUGGAAACAGAACCAUUGAGUCCAACUGCUCGUUUGUUUCACGAUCCAAAUUUUAAUGUCCAUGUCGUUGCUAUUAUGGCCACAAAAACUCGGAUUUCACCACAUCCUGUGAAGGAGAAGUUGGAGCAUACUUUGCUUAAGCAUCCUCGUUUCACUAGCUUGCUGGUUGUGGAUGAAAAUAAUUCAGCAGGCAUGAAAUGGGUGCAAACAAAAGUUGAUUUGGAGCAACAUGUUAUAGUACUAGAAGUGGACGAAGGUCAACUGACCGAAUCAUCAGAAAAGUUCGUGGAGGAUUAUAUUUACAACCUUAGCAAAACCAACCUUGACAAAUCGAAGCCACUUUGGGACCUUCACAUUAUCAAUGUCAAAACUGGCGAUGCAGAGUCCGUAGCAUUGCUCCGAGUUCACCAUUCUCUUGGUGAUGGCACCUCUCUUAUUUCUCUUUUACUCGCGUGUACUCGCCAAACUGCUGAUCAUCUCAAGCUUCCUACUAUUCCAACCAAGAAACGGAGGCCUACUCCUUCAGGUUAUUCAGAAAAGGAAAGGUCGUUCAAGUUAUGGCAGUAUUUGGGAAAAUUUUGGCUUUUCAUCAACAUGAUACUCAAUACUAUGGUGGAUCUUUUGAUGUUCAUAGCCACAGUCAUCUUUUUUAAGGAUACAAAAACUCCAAUGGCGGCUCCGCCUAAUUCUGCGUCUAACGGGAGACGAAUAGUUCACAGGAUAAUCAAUUUGGAUGAUUUGAAGUUGGUGAAAAAUGCUAUGAAUGUGACUAUAAAUGAUGUUGCCCUGGGAAUAACACAAGCUGGUUUAUCUAAAUAUCUCAACAGGAGAUAUGCCGUUGGUAAGGAAGAUAAGGGAGCCACUGAGAGAAACAACAAUCUUCCCAAGGACAUUCGACUACGAUCAUGUCUUAUUAUAAACCUAAGACCCUCUGCAGGAAUUGAAGAUUUAGCUGAUAUGACGGAGAAGGGCACAAAACAAAAGGGAGGUUGGGGAAAUUGGUUUGGUUAUGUGCUCUUACCUUUCAAGAUUGCAUUGCGUGAUGAUCCUUUAGAUUAUGUUAAAGAAGCAAAGGCAACAGUAGAUCGCAAAAAACGCACAUUUGAAGCUUUGUUCACUCUGAUGUUAGCUGAAUUACUAGUCAAGAUAUUUGGUGCCAAGGUAGCUACACUAGUAACUGUGAGAGCAUUCUCACAUACAACAGUAUGCUUCACCAACUUGGUUGGACCACAGGAAGAAAUUGGGUUCUGUGGCAAUCCCAUUACUUAUCUGGCUCCAGGUUCUUAUGGGCAGCCAAGUGCACUGAUGAUCAAUAUCCAAAGCUAUAUCAAUAAGAUGAUCAUCGUCGUAUCUGUUGACGAAAGUGCUAUUCCUGAUCCACAACAGCUGCUUGAUGAUUUCGAAACUUCUUUUAACCUCAUAAGAGAUGCUGUGAUUGAAAGAGGGCUUGUCAAGAAUCUGAAAUGAACAGGAAAUCCAACCAAAAAAGGUUAUAUGAACAUUAUUUAUAUUAUGUUUUAGAACUUUGCAUUCACCAGCUAUUAUGUAUUGCAACUAAUUCUCUCCACUAUUAUAUUCCUUUUAAUUUGAUAACGAAGACAUAGUACUAUAGUUUUUUUAUGAGAGUGCAUUUAAGUUAAUUUUAUUUAUAUCGAUAUAUUUCUAUAA